AUGGCAGUCUCAACAUCAGCGAAAGACAUCGGCCAGAAAAAAGAUGUCAACGUCGGAAAUCUGCUGCAGGUCGUUAAGACGACGAUGGCGGCAAAUAGAUCGGAUUCAUUUCCGGCUGCAAUGAGACGAAUCUGGGCCCGAGGAGGCAUCUUCGGCUUUUAUCAGGGUCUCAUACCGUGGGCCUGGAUCGAAGCGUCUUCUAAAGGCGCAGUCUUGCUAUUUGUAGCCUCCGAAGCUGAGUACAAUGCACAAAGACUAGGUGCCUCCGCAUUUGUUGCCGGUAUCGCCGGCGGCAUGCUCGGGGGCGUCGCGCAGGCCUACGCCACCGUCGGAUUCUGCACCUGUAUGAAGACAGCCGAGAUUACUCGGUCGAAAAUGGCCGCAGCUGGCACAAAGCCACCCAGCACAUUUGAGAUGUUUGCAAACAUAUACCGUGCGCAGGGCAUCCGGGGAAUCAACAAAGGGGUCAAUGCUGUGGCGAUUCGCCAGGUGACUAACUGGGGUUCCCGAUUUGGGCUGUCGCGACUGGCGGAGAAUACCAUCCGCAGGGUUACCGGCAAGGAUGACGCGCAGAAGCUGAGCUCAUGGGAGAAGAUCCUAGCUUCGUCCCUGGGUGGUGGGCUGUCGGCAUGGAAUCAGCCGAUUGAGGUGAUCCGUGUGGAGCUUCAGAGUAUGAAGAACGAUCCCCAGCGUCCAGGGAACUUGACCAUUGGUAAAACUGCCAAGUUUAUCUAUGAGCAAAAUGGGAUCCGGGGGCUAUACCGUGGCGCUACUCCUAGGAUCGGACUGGGGAUCUGGCAAACUGUCUGCAUGGUUGCAUUGGGAGAUAUGGCGAAGGAGGCCGUCGAAAAGGUGACUGGGCAAAAGGCAAGCGGACAUUAG
Molecule: messenger RNA, 882 nt
Organism: Aspergillus terreus NIH2624
Lineage: Eukaryota; Fungi; Ascomycota; Eurotiomycetes; Eurotiales; Aspergillaceae
Product: mitochondrial DNA replication protein YHM2
Exons: 4
Coding region: 1-882 (293 amino acids)
Biological process (GO): mitochondrial citrate transmembrane transport; alpha-ketoglutarate transport
Cellular component (GO): mitochondrion
Molecular function (GO): tricarboxylate secondary active transmembrane transporter activity
Source: RefSeq, a predicted model, not a curated record